Molecule: messenger RNA, 1470 nt
Organism: Scheffersomyces amazonensis
Lineage: Eukaryota; Fungi; Ascomycota; Pichiomycetes; Serinales; Debaryomycetaceae
Gene: ENP1
Product: snoRNA-binding rRNA-processing protein
Exons: 1
Coding region: 53-1441 (462 amino acids)
Biological process (GO): rRNA processing
Cellular component (GO): preribosome, small subunit precursor; nucleolus; cytoplasm
Molecular function (GO): snoRNA binding
Source: RefSeq, a predicted model, not a curated record
UAGUUUAGUAAAGGUAAUAUAGACACAAACAGAUCAAUAACAGUAUAGGAUCAUGGGUAAGAUCAGUGUGUCUGAAUCUAGAGGUAAACCUCGUCAUAAUCCUCUUUAUAAAGAUAUCUCUUCUCAAGGUGGAAAUUUAAGAACUAAUCCAAGGUCAUCGCAAGCUUCAAAAGAUUCUAAAUCUAAGAGACAACAGAAGGAAGCAGAAGAAGAAGGAUAUCUAGAUGCAUCUACUUCAAGAAAGAUUUUGCAGUUAGCCAAAGAGCAACAAGAAGAAUUGAAAGCAGAAGAAGAAGAAGAAGGAGACGAAGGGGUAUCAUUUGGAUCUAGUUUCCCAGUGUCACAAGCAGAUGAAGAAGAAGAUGAAGAUGAAAGUGAAGAUUAUUCUGAUUUUGAAGGUGAAGAAGAAUACUAUGAUGAAGAAGAAAUAGAAAUCGAUGAAAAGGAUGCUGAAUUAUAUAAUAAAUAUUUCCAAUCCAAUGGUGGUCUUGGAGAACAAUCCAUAAACUUAGCCGAUAAGAUUUUAGCUAAGAUUCAAGAAAAGGAAAUUGAAAAGCAAAAGCCAGCAGAGGGUGUUUUAUUACCACCAAAGGUUAUUGCUGCCUAUGAAAAAAUUGGACAAAUCUUAUCUACUUAUACCCAUGGUAAGUUACCUAAAUUAUUUAAAGUUUUACCAACCUUAAGAAAUUGGGAAGAUGUCUUAUAUGUAACUAAUCCUGAUGCUUGGACUCCCCAUGCUGUCUAUGAAGCCACUAAGUUGUUUGUAUCCAAUUUACAAGCUAAUGAAGCUCAAAAAUUCAUUCAAACUGUUUUAUUAGAAAGAUUUAGAUCAUCCAUAGAGGAUUCCGAAGAUCAUUCCUUAAAUUAUCAUAUUUACAGAGCAUUAAAGAAAUCAUUAUAUAAGCCUGCUGCAUUCUUUAAAGGUUUCUUAUUACCAUUGGUAGAUGGUUAUUGUAAUGUUAGAGAAGCUACCAUUGCUGCUUCUGUCUUAACAAAAGUUUCAGUUCCAGUUUUACAUUCAUCAGUUGCCUUAACUCAAUUAUUACAAAGAGAUUUCAAACCAGCUACUACUGUUUUCAUUAGAGUUUUAAUUGAAAAGAAAUAUGCUUUACCAUACCAAACUUUAGAUGAGUUGGUAUUUUACUUUAUGAGAUUCAGAAAUGCAAGUCAACAACAAUUCCAAGAUUCUAUGGAUAUUGAAAAUAAUGGAAAUCAAAAAGGUCCAGAAUUACCUGUCGUAUGGCAUAAGGCUUUCUUAGCAUUUGCUCAACGUUAUAAGAAUGAUAUAACCGAUGAUCAAAGAGACUUCUUAUUAGAGACUGUAAGACAAAGAUUCCAUCAUGGUAUUGGACCAGAAAUUCGUAGAGAAUUAUUGGCUGGUAAACCAAGAUUGACUGGUUCUGAGUCUACUAAAGAAGGAAUUAUGGUAGAUGCCUUUUAAGUGUAGUGAUACAUACUUGUAUAUUAGAU